AUGGUUCAUUUUUCUAUCUUACCUGUGGCAGCUAUCGCUGUGGCCAUACUCGGAGCAGAAGCUGGCCCUUGCCGACCUAUUACCACGGCCGUGACAAGUCUUCCUGAGACGUCGUCGAUGGUGGCAUCUUCUACUACGGUUACAUCAUUGGAUGCUACUACGACUAUUUCCUCGGGUGCCACUACAGUCACUACCCUGUUAGAAACUACCUCAACCGCCUCAGCCGAAUACACGACAACUGCUACCCUGGAUGCUACUACAGUCACUACCCUGUCAGAGUCUACCAGUACCGCCCCGGCCGCAUCCACGACGACUACUCAAGAGCCCGCCUGCGUUGAAACCCAGCUACUUGCCAACCCAAGUUUUGAUGAUAGCGCCAGCAGCAAGGCACCCUGGGUGGCCGAUGGCUGGCUCAUCCAAGACAGUCCCCAUAGCGGCCCUAACGCUUUGGCCAAUGUCUUCUACGGCGGUCGAGGCACCGCGAAUGUCAAGCAGACCUUGAGCAAUCUCAAAGGCAACUACCAGUUCUAUUUCCAUUAUAGAGUUGCCAGUGCUAGCUUCGGUGCCGACUACACAUGUGGCUACUCAGUCAAGGUCGGAGAUGUGUCCAUUUCUGACCUUGGUCUGUAUUAUGAUGUUGGCAAUUGGAGGUCGGGAAGCCAGAACUUGGCGAUUGGGGCCGAGAAUGUGGCUGAAGCUGAUGUGGAAUUGAGCAUAUCCUGCGAUGGAGAGUUCGCUCAGGUUGCAGUCAAUUUGGAUGACAUCACACUCACGCAAAUCUGUGAUCCUGAUCUUUGA
Fusarium sp. VM40 is the source of this 798-nucleotide messenger RNA. Lineage: Eukaryota; Fungi; Ascomycota; Sordariomycetes; Hypocreales; Nectriaceae. The record is from the annotation of a GenBank genome assembly.